Molecule: messenger RNA, 1241 nt
Organism: Stylophora pistillata
Lineage: Eukaryota; Metazoa; Cnidaria; Anthozoa; Scleractinia; Pocilloporidae
Product: probable serine/threonine-protein kinase DDB_G0271682
Source: RefSeq, a predicted model, not a curated record
AUGAAGAGUACCCUUUCAAAACUUCAGAAUUUAAGAAAUGAAGAUGCUGACCGGAAUGACAGCGAAAGAGCAAAGGAUGUGAGUCCAUCAGAGUUUCCCAGAAAUCUUUCUGAGAAAUUACAGUUACUUCUUAAAGAAACUCAACAAGAAAAAUCGGACCUACAAAAACAGUUGAGCCAACAGCAAAAGUCUCGUUCUGAACUGGAAGAAAGAUUGAAAACCGAACAAGUAUCAAGUCAAUCUCUCCAACUCCAGCUCGAAGCAAAUGAGCUCUCUAUUAGAGAACUACGACUUGAAGUUGAAGAGGGGCGUCGACAGAAGACAGCUUUGGAGGAAACAGUAAGACGUCUGCAGCUUCAAAUUGCAGAGGAAAUGGAUAGGCAUGCAACCAUUGAAAGGGAUUUACAAUUAGCCCUCUCUACAACUCAAGCGGAAUUGUCAGAGCUACGAGGCAACACGCGAGACUGGAUCAUACUACGUGAAGAAGUUACUCUUUGCAGAAAAGUCUUAGGCAAUGGAGCCUGGGGAACUGUUAGAGAGGGAACUUUUCGCGGUUCCAAAGUUGCUGUUAAAGAAAUUCAUGAACUAAUUCUCUCUGAUCACAAUCGUCGACUAUUUGAACGAGAAAUGAACAUCGCAUCGCGCUGUCGCCAUCCAAAUCUGUUGCAGUUUAUUGGCGCAACAAAUAACGAUGGUAGUCCAUUGUUUGUAACUGAGUUACUCGAUAGUUGCCUGAGGCGUUUGUUAUCCGAACUAGAAAUAACUCCCAAGGAAAUUUUGAACCUUGCUUUAGACGUCGCUAAAGGUCUUAACUACCUCCAUCUUAAUAAACCGCUUCCCAUCAUUCAUAGGGAUAUCAGCAGUGCAAACGUGUUGCUUUGGAGAGGAGACGAUUCUUGGAGGGCUAAGUUGUCUGACUAUGGAGCGGCAAACUUUAUGCAAAAGUGCAUGACAGCAAAUCCAGGGGCUAUGAUUUAUUCAGCACCAGAAGCUUUUACUCUAAAACAAUCACCAAAGGUAAACAUUUUCUGUUUAGCUUUCCCGUAGUCCGGUCGAGGGAGGGCGUUAGCACGUUUUAGUUACUCUAUUGUAACAAGCUAGGUGCAAUUCUACUUCCUAACCCACCAUUGAAAGGUGUGAAGUUACAACUGGUGUCAGGUAAUUUUUUUAAAUAAAUAUGAUCUUUGUGAAAAACUUCCACGCUGUUUGUUAGAGUUCCUAUGGGUUGGUUAAUAGUUUGG